AUGAUUGCAGAAUUUAAAUUCCUUAUUGUAACUUUGGCUUUGGUUGCUGCCGUUAUGGCUGAUGUCUCCGAAUUGUCGUCGGGUUAUGAUUAUCACGCCCCAGCUCCUUCAGCUCCAGUCAACACCUAUAUCCCACCCGUAGCUGCUUCGGCCCCUGAACCCGUCAACACCUACAUUCCUCCCGUAGCUGCCUCUGAGCCCGUCAACACUUACAUCCCUCCUGCAGCUGCUUCUGCUCCUCAACCCACUGUUGAAUUGGCUGAUGAUGGUUACCGUUACAAGACCCAACGUCGUCGUGUCUACCGUAAACGUUUCUAAAUU
Messenger RNA from Musca vetustissima, 321 nucleotides. RefSeq lists its product as uncharacterized. The coding region runs from base 1 to 318 and encodes 105 amino acids. The transcript is spliced from 2 exons. The record is from RefSeq and is a predicted model, not a curated record. Lineage: Eukaryota; Metazoa; Arthropoda; Insecta; Diptera; Muscidae.